ACUGGCAAUGGUGGCCCGCAGAUACGGACUCAGCCAUCAGCCCGGGAACGAAUGCGCUUUUACCAUUCUGCAUGGCAACGGACUCAGUGAUAACAGACUUUUCUAUGUUAUUUGUCCACCAGCUGAAUGCAGGGUAUGGUACAGUGGACUCUACUGGCUCAUCCGUGGGAUAUCUCGUCUAAAUUCUCUCUGUGAUAAACGUUUGCUGUGGUUAAGGGAGCAAUACCUGCAACUGUACCACGAGGAUGGGUACUGUUGCGGACCACUGGCUGCGGAUGCCAUUCGGUCGUUUGGCGGAAGAGAUUGGUCUCUAGCCGGUAACAAACCCGGAAGUAAUCAAUCUGGCGAGACUUCCGGUGCCCUACAUGAGAAGGUAUCAGAUAAAAAACAGAUAUUAAGCAAUCAGGCCUUCAAAGUGAGCAAAAUGAUUAUUACUGAAACUUACGAAUAUAGCAGUACCAAAAUCGGUACAAUACAAUGCCAAGCUUUCACGUGA
Molecule: messenger RNA, 496 nt
Organism: Sitophilus oryzae (rice weevil)
Lineage: Eukaryota; Metazoa; Arthropoda; Insecta; Coleoptera; Curculionidae
Product: 1-phosphatidylinositol 4,5-bisphosphate phosphodiesterase epsilon-1-like
Exons: 4
Coding region: 8-496 (162 amino acids)
Source: RefSeq, a predicted model, not a curated record